AUGUUUGGCACGAGUGAUACAAUAUGUCGUGAUCUCCUUAGGAUGAAAAUAGGUCCAUUUCCAAGAUUAUGUGCUCGUUUGCGAACCUAUGGAUUGGUUGAUAGGAAAUACGUUCGAAUUGAGGAACAAGUCGCAAUUUUUUUGAAUACAGUCGGGCAUGACCAACGUAAUCGCGCUGGACGUUUCACUUUCUUUCGCUCUGGUCAAACAGUGAGCUUUUACUUUCACAGAGUCUUACACUCUUGUCUUGGACUGUAUAGAGAUGUUGUGACUAAUGCCACUCCUCAUAACUCACCAUACGAAAAAGAAAAUGUGCAGCCAUGGUACUCCUUUUUCCAGGAUGCCGUAGGAGCAAUCGAUGGUACACAUAUUGCUGCGUAUGCGUCUUUAGAGGAGCAAGGUAAAUAUCGCAAUAGAAAACAAGUGAUCUCCCAAAAUGUUUUAGUAGCUUGCACAUUUGAUAUGAAAUUUACUUACGUGCUUGCCGGUUGGGAGAGAUCCGCACAUGAUGGUCGAUUGUUACGGAGUGCAAUAUUACGCCAAGGACAUAAGCUAACAAUUCCUGUUGGUAAAUAUUAUCUUGUUGACGUUGGCUUCCCAUCGGUUUCGAGUUUUCUUGCACCAUAUCGUAGGACUCGUUAUCAUCGUAGAGACAUUGAAGGUCAACGUCCUGAAAGUAGUAAGGAAAUUGAUGACGUUGAAGAUGUUUGUGAGGAGGACGACUUAGAUAGUAGUGAUGAUGAGGUUAACCCUACGCAUGUUGAUGUACCUGAAGAUGAAACUCCAAAUGCUGACAUAUCUUUCACAAAUCAGGAAGUGUGGUCUAAUAAGAGGAAUGCGAUUGCUGAUUUAAUGUGGGCUGAUUAUCUUCCCAAUCAGAAUGCGGGAAUUGAUGUUGCUUGA
Molecule: messenger RNA, 903 nt
Organism: Olea europaea var. sylvestris
Lineage: Eukaryota; Viridiplantae; Streptophyta; Magnoliopsida; Lamiales; Oleaceae
Exons: 4
Coding region: 1-903 (300 amino acids)
Source: RefSeq, a predicted model, not a curated record